Molecule: messenger RNA, 729 nt
Organism: Humulus lupulus (European hop)
Lineage: Eukaryota; Viridiplantae; Streptophyta; Magnoliopsida; Rosales; Cannabaceae
Product: receptor-like protein EIX2
Exons: 1
Coding region: 1-729 (242 amino acids)
Molecular function (GO): protein binding
Source: RefSeq, a predicted model, not a curated record
AUGAUUCCGGAGCAGAACCGAUUAUUGUCUAGGUGCACACAAUAUCCCCCUCUAGAGUACUUGGAUUUCGGUAUAAACCGAAUCAUAGAGCCAUUGCCUAAUCUUACUCUAUUUUCAUCGUUGAAAGUAGUAAGACUUUAUGUUAAUCAAUUCAAUGGAGCUGUACCUGAAGCUUUUGGACGAUUAACACAUUUGGAGGAAUUGGAUCUUUCUUCGAACUCUCUAAAAGGUGUAAUUUCAGAAGCCCAUCUUUCGAAACUCUCCAAGCUAUCCCGGUUGGGUUUGUCUGGUAACUCACUGAUUUGGAACAUCACUUAUGAUUGGAUUUCUCCUUUUAAGUUGAAUCGUAUAGGACUUCAUUCUUGCAAGUUGGGUCCUCGGUUCCCAAAAUGGCUUCAAACUCAAAAAGAUUAUUCCUAUCUGAGCAUUUCCAAUGCAGGGAUAUCAGAUUCUAUUCCGAAUUGGCUUUGGGAUAUCUCUAGUAGUUGUUAUUCCAUGGAUCUUUCUGCCAACCAAAUCCAUGGAACAAUAACAGAUUCCUCAUUUAAAUUCAUGGGUUAUCCCUAUGUAAAUCUUAGUUCAAAUGAGUUAGAAGGUUCAAUACCCCAUUUCAUGUUCAAAGUGGGUGCACUAGAUCUCUCCAUGAACAGAUUCUCAAAACUGGAUUCCCUAUGCAAUGUCUCUAUUGAUACAGAGUUGACGUUUCUUGAUAUUUCAUUGAAUCAGUAG